Molecule: messenger RNA, 1293 nt
Organism: Aegilops tauschii subsp. strangulata
Lineage: Eukaryota; Viridiplantae; Streptophyta; Magnoliopsida; Poales; Poaceae
Source: RefSeq, a predicted model, not a curated record
GCCGCUUGGUUCUCCCAUGCCAGACUUCCCUGAGACACCGGACGUCGAGGUCCGUGAUGGCCCUGACAAGCCCGCUGCGAAGCCCUUCGACAAGCCAUUUGACCCCGUCCAUGGUAGGAAGACGAAGAGAGGAGGCCUGAUGGAGGAGGAGAUCAAUAUCUUUUGCAGCAUGACUGAGGCGGUGAAGGAGGUGGCAACAGCCAUCAGGGGGUGCAAGCCCCUCGACGUCCACCCUGACCUGUAUGGCACUGUCAUGACCCAGGGUGGGUUCAGCGACGAGGCUCUCAUGGCAGUUCUCAGCCACCUGCUUGACAACAAGGCCCAGGGUGUUGGGUUCAUUGCCAUGGCCGACGCUCAAAGGGUGCUGUGGUUCAGGAGCUGGCUGGGCAAGCACUACUUCUAGAAUAGUGCUGCCUGUGAGCGUGCAUGAUCCCCGAUGGCGAUGGCGGUGGCGACGACGACGAUGACGAUGGCGACGUACAUUUUGUGUAGCUAGGGCUCAAAAACUAUUUGAUGGUCUGUAUAUUUUGGUGAGGUGGUAUAUACUAACCCCUCACGCUGAUGGUGAACUUGCGGUGGCAGGACGACACCCUCUUUUGGAUGUGGUGGUAGGUUAACACCAAGGGCAAGUGGUAUGCCGUGUUCAUCGGUGAGGUUCCAGGGGUUUAUAGUUCAUGGGAAGAAGCCAAUGCACAAGUGGCAUCAUAUAGCAACUGCAACUAUAGAGGGUUCAAGGCUAGGCAGGCAGCAGAACAAGCUUACUCCGCCUGGGUGCGAAAGCACGGAGGCAGCAGUGUCGACAGUGCCAAGGUUGGAGCUGUCAAAGUGGAAGCUGAUAAGGUGGAUCGUCAGUUCGGCCUGAAGCUGAAGAACUUCAUCAUCUUCGCCCAGUUCGUCACCAUUGCUGUGUUGUGGCGUUGGUGUGCUAGCUGUGAUCAUUGUGGGUAAGCUCACCAACUAGGGUACAAGGUAAGCACAACAUGUAUGCCGUAUGCAACCAAACGCCGUGUUCAUGUGCCGCUAGAGCCAAUGCAGCCAACCAAACAAAGUGCACUUGGGUAUUACCUAAUGCAGGGACUAAGGAUGCAGGCAACCAAACAAGUUGCGUAUGGCGUAUUAGGGCCUGUUUUUCCUCAACCAGGCUGGGUUGAGAAGGGUAUGCAAUGCGACUACUGUUUCAAACUGGAACCAAACACGCCCCAAGUGUCUCUCAAAACUUCUCCAUGUACGUCACAAUGCACAUUAUUUCCACGUUUGUAAAAAGAAAGGAAGGAAAUAUAACAUUCUCUCAAA